Hypoxylon fragiforme is the source of this 3736-nucleotide messenger RNA. Its product is annotated as DUF663-domain-containing protein. The transcript has 3 exons. Gene Ontology annotation, molecular function: U3 snoRNA binding; GTP binding; GTPase activity. Gene Ontology annotation, biological process: ribosome biogenesis; endonucleolytic cleavage of tricistronic rRNA transcript (SSU-rRNA, 5.8S rRNA, LSU-rRNA); maturation of SSU-rRNA from tricistronic rRNA transcript (SSU-rRNA, 5.8S rRNA, LSU-rRNA). NCBI's taxonomy places the organism in Eukaryota, Fungi, Ascomycota, Sordariomycetes, Xylariales, Hypoxylaceae. The coding region runs from base 97 to 3522 and encodes 1141 amino acids. The record is from RefSeq and is a predicted model, not a curated record. Gene Ontology annotation, cellular component: 90S preribosome; nucleus.
UGUUAAUCGCAAUCGCAAAAAGAGAGACUGAACAUCAUUGUGCAUUUCAACUGCCAAAAUAGUGAACAUUGCGAUUGAAGUCGCAAGGUCGCAAAUAUGGAGGCACAAGCACACAAACCUCAUCGCAAAUCAAAAGAGAAGAAGCAGCAGCCUGUCGGUGAUCGCAAUCCUAAAGCCUUUGCUUUCUCUAGGCCUGGCAAGCUUCACCGUGCCGCUGCUAGAUCCCAUGAUGUAAAAGAAAAGCGGCUGCAUGUCCCCCUCGUCGACAGAUUACCGGUGGAACCUGCUCCGAGACUUGUGGCAAUCGUUGGACCGCCUGGUGUUGGAAAGACAACCCUAUUAAAGUCACUCAUUCGCAGAUAUGCGAAGGAGACCAUCACGGACCCCCAAGGUCCCAUCACCAUUGUCACAUCCAAGAAACAGCGGCUGACAUUCCUCGAAUGCCCGAACGAACUCGAAGCGAUGGUGGACAUAGCCAAGGUGGCUGAUAUCGUUCUCCUCAUGAUUGACGGGAAUUUUGGCUUUGAGAUGGAGACCAUGGAGUUUUUGAAUGUCCUGGCUGCUACAGGUAUGCCUGGCAACGUGUUCGGCAUCCUCACCCACCUGGAUCUUUUCCGAAAACCACAGGCUCUGAAAGAUGCAAAGAAGAGGUUAAAGCACAGAUUAUGGACGGAGCUGUACCAGGGCGCACACUUAUUUUACCUGUCUGGUGUCAUAAAUGGGCGAUACCCGGAUCGGGAAAUCCACAAUCUAUCUCGCUUCCUCUCCGUUAUGAAAAAUCCUCGGCCGCUGAUUUGGAGAAACUCACACCCUUACGCCGUCAUAGACAGUUUUCGCGAUAUCACGCACCCUACCCAGAUUGAGGAGGACGAAAAUUGCGAUCGAUCAAUUGUUCUUUCUGGAUAUCUCCGGGGUACCAACUUUUCAGGUCAUAAUCAAAGCGUUCAUAUCCCCGGACUCGGAGAUUUCUCAGUAUCAAGUAUAGAAGCCUUACCUGACCCUUGCCCAACACCCGCCAUGGAGCAAGCUAUUGCGAAAGCAACGGGGAAAACAGGUAGACGAAGACUAGAUGAAAAGGAAAAGAAGCUUCAUGCUCCCAUGUCUGAUCGAAGUGGUUUAAAAAUUGAUGGUGACGCCAUCUGGAUUACCAGAGACAAGGGAUUCACCUUCGACAAAGACGUCAAUUACGCGGAGCGUGGUGAGGGUGAAGAACUUAUCAUAGGACUCCAAGGGGAAAGACGAUUGUUAGGUGAAACAGAAGACGGCCUUCAACUCUUCCGGGGCGGCGAAAAGAUAACGAGCGUUCCCGAAGAAGAAGACACGGGACGAAAGAAACAACGGACCGUGAGAUUUGCCGAAACGGAUGGGGACGAAGAAGAAGUUCCAGAUGAUGAAGGCUUCGUCAGCGGUGAAGACGAAGCUAAUUCGGACGAAGAGCCCGAGUUUAACGAGAAAAAGCUGGGAAAGAUGUUCAAGGAAUCAGACAAAGAUGCUGGCGAAGACGAUAUUGCAUUCGCCGAUAGCGACUCUGAUCUAGGUUCUAUCUCAGGUGACGAAUUCGACGAAGAUGGCGAGACCGAAGACGAAGAAGACGAAGAAGAUGAGUACGAUGAUGAAGAGGAGUCUGCUCUCCGCUGGAAGGACAAUCUAGAUGGGAAAGCACAAUUACUUCACGGUAGUCAACGAUCUUACCGGACGGCAGAUCUUGCACGUCUAAUGUAUGACGAGGCUUUAACGGCUGAUGAAGUACUACGAAGAUGGAAAGGGGAAGUUGAGGCAGACCCCCUGGAGGAAAACAUCGAAGAUUCUGACGACGAGGAUUUCUUCAAGAAAGCAAAGCACGACGAUGAUGCUACCUCAGAAGACCGCCCCAUUCCUCAACACGACUAUGAUCAACUAGCAGCUAAAUGGUCACUGGAAGAUAACCUUGAACAGCUUCGCCAGCGUUUCACUUCGACCACUCUAGGUGGGGGUGAUGAAGAAGACGGGUUCGAUGGGUUUGACGAAGAGAACAAAGACGAUGAGGGAGAUGGUGAAUUUGAAGAUCUCGAAACAGGCGAACAGCAUAAGGCAAAGCCUGAGCCUGUAGAAAGCCUAGAAGCAGAGCGUGAAAGGAAUGCACGACGGAAAGAAGAACUGAAGCUUAGGUUUGAAGAAGAAGAUCGUGAAGGUUUCAAGAACGACAAGGCGAAUGCUAGGCGCGAAGCUGGCGAUGAUGAAGAGUUCGGUGAGGAUGAAUGGUAUGACGCACAAAAGGCGCUUAUUCAGAAGCAGCUCGACAUCAACAAUGCCGAAUUUGAAGCACUGGAUGAACGACAAAGAGUUGCAGUCGAAGGCUUUAAAGCCGGCAAGUAUGCCAAGAUCUUGAUUGAGAAAGUUCCUGCAGAAUUCGUCACUAGCUUCAACGCUCGAAUGCCUAUUAUAGUCGGAGGCGUGCUCCCAACCGAAGACAGGUUUGGAUUUGUUCAAGUCCGAAUCAAGAGGCAUCGAUGGCACAAGAAGAUUCUCAAAACCAACGAUCCCCUCAUCUUUUCUCUCGGGUGGAGGAGGUUCCAGUCGCUCCCAAUAUAUAGCAUUUCGGAUUCGCGGACUAGAAACCGUAUGCUUAAGUAUACACCAGAGCAUAUGCAUUGCUUUGGGACAUUCCAUGGUCCACUCAUCGCACCUAAUACUGGUUUCGUCUGCUUCCAGUCGUUCUCAUCCGCCAAUCCAGGCUUUCGAAUCGCUGCGACGGGAACCGUUCUCUCCGUCGACGAAUCUGUUGAGAUCGUCAAGAAACUCAAACUCACGGGUAUUCCCUACAAGAUCUUCAAAAACACUGCCUUCAUCAAGAACAUGUUCAACAGUUCACUCGAGAUAGCUAAGUUCGAAGGCGCUGCCAUUAAAACCGUGUCCGGUGUUCGAGGCCAGAUCAAACGUGCACUUUCCAAACCUGAUGGUCAUUUCCGAGCUACAUUCGAAGACAAGAUCCUGAUCAGCGAUCUGGUAUUCCUCCGCGCAUGGUAUCCUAUCAAGCCCCACCGCUUCUACAACCCCGUUACCAAUCUACUUGGAAAUUGGCAGGCGAUGCGGCUCACGGGUGAGGUUCGUCGAGAUCAGGGAAUCCCUACGCCUGAAGACCGCAAUAGCAAGUAUAGAACCAUCGAACGAGCAACGCGUCACUUCAAUCCUCUCAAGGUGCCCCGCGCACUAGCGGCAGAGUUGCCGUUCAAAUCACAGAUAAUACAGACAAAGCCACAGAAGCGCAAGACGUAUAUGCAGAAGCGCGCAGUGGUACUGGGUGGAGAAGAACGAAAAGCGCGAGACUUGCUUCAGAAGCUGACCACGAUUCGAAAGGACGCGGUGGCACGACGUCGGGCCAAGAAGGAUGAGAAGAGAACCGAGUUUAAGAAGAAGAUGGAGGAAAUGGGCGAAAAGAAGGAAGCUAGAGAGCGUAGAGAAAAGCAGGAAUACUGGCGCAAGGAGGGUAAGAAAAGGAAAGGGGAGGAUGAAGCCGGGGGUGGAGGGAAGAGAAGGAGGUGAUGAAGCACCUAGGCCUAUGGGUUUGGAUGUUUAUAGAAUGAAAGCUUUGUAAUGGGAUAGUCAAAGUUGUCGAGUAUUAUACGGGACAAAUGGUAAUAAAAAAUAACAUGAAUGACCUAUCCUAUUUUCAAAACGUUGGCACUUUGAAUUUCCAACCAUGUUAGCCCCUUUUUGGAACAGGCGGGGAUUUGGAACGCGGUUUACACCUAAAUCA